Cydia splendana is the source of this 1743-nucleotide messenger RNA. RefSeq names its product solute carrier family 35 member G1. NCBI's taxonomy places the organism in Eukaryota, Metazoa, Arthropoda, Insecta, Lepidoptera, Tortricidae. The transcript is spliced from 2 exons. Gene Ontology annotation, molecular function: methyltransferase activity; nucleic acid binding. The coding region runs from base 178 to 1239 and encodes 353 amino acids. Gene Ontology annotation, biological process: methylation. The record is from RefSeq and is a predicted model, not a curated record. Gene Ontology annotation, cellular component: membrane.
UUCACUUUUCACUCUUUUCAGAUUUGAUCUGUCAAGCAAUGGGGCGAGGGAAGUAAAAUCCAUGACGAAUUCAUGAAUAUUACACAAAACAUUGUUUAUUUAUUAUGAACGACAAGGUAUUUAAGGCAUUGUAUAUUGUUAUUAGAAACAUUUGAAUACUCGACUUAAAAACACUGUAUGGGACUGGUACGAAGAAAAAUGCCGGAACACUUAGAGCUGCAACACCUCGUAGACCUCUCAGCAGGAAGCGGCGAUGAAAGCAUACCGAAUCUGCUGGAAAACAAGCGCCCGCUUAUUAAACGCUGCCCUUUCUUCGGUUUGAUACUGGCCACACUCUCAUCCUUAUUCUUCUCACUAUGCUCUGUGAUUGUUAAGAGUCUUGUGAAUGUAGAUCCUAUACAACUGGCCAUGUGCAGGUUCAUAGGGAUACUCUUACCUACAAUACCUAUAGUAAUCUACACAAAUCAACCUAUAUUUCCGAAAGGUAAGAGGUUAAUGCUCGCUUUACGGUCACUGAUGGGCACAAUUGGUUUAUUGUCCAGUUUUUAUGCCUUCCGGCACAUGCCAUUGGCUGAUGCUUCAGUUAUUGUGUUUUCGGUACCUGUCUUUGUCUCAAUAUUUGCUUGUGUACUGUUAAAAGAGCCAUGCGGCAUUUGGAACAUAGUAUCCAUUGUAUUAACUCUAUUGGGGGUUAUUUUGAUUACCAAUCCCCCAUUUAUAUUUGGAGGGGAUGCGGAGGUUCAUCAGAAUUACCAUUAUAACACAGUAAAGGGAGCUUUGGCAGCCUUCGGUUCUACAAUUUUUGGCGCCAAUGCUUAUGUGUUGCUGAGAAUACUGAAAGGGCUCCAUUUCUCAGUCAUAAUGACCAAUUUUGGAAUGUAUGCUAUUUUGCAAACUUUGUUCUACUCUAUUAUUGCCGGUGUGUUAUGCAUGCCAAACUGUGGUACAGAACGGUUCCUGGUUGUUUGUCUUGCAUUGUUUAGUUAUUUGGGACAGAUACUGCUCACAAUGGCAUUACAAAUGGAGCAAGCGGGACCAGUGGCUAUAGCCCGCUCAGCAGACAUAGUUUUUGCAUUUCUUUGGCAAAUCAUGUUUUUCAAUGAGAUGCCGAGUAAAGCAUCUGUGAUAGGUGCUGUAUUAGUACUCAGUUCUGUCAUCCUGGUAGGCUUACGAAAGUGGGCAAUGGCUUUACCUGCCGACUCUGAAAUGAGAAGUAAAUUAGGUAUUCUAGCAAAAUAAUUAUAUAUUUUUGAAUCUUGAAUCCAUGAUGUAUAAUAUUGUGUAAGUGAUUAUAAUGUAACAAAUGUUGUGAAUGCUCAUGUAUCACAUGUCAUUUCAAAAAUGUUUUUACUGUAUUGUUUGAAGUGUUAUUGUAAAAUUUUUGCUUGUAAUUAUAAGAUAGAUCAUUAUAUUUUGCCAUUAAGUAGUACUAUUAAGCAUAAAAAUAACACAAUGCAAACUAUUGCACAUGUCACAAACAAACUCAGAAGUCAAAUUUAAUACAAGGGGUCUCCCUUAUUAUGGUUGUCUAACCAAAAUUAGUUAACUUAACUUAUAUUUUUAAUAUGCUUUAUUUACAACAAUCAUCAGCAUCACCUGCUUCCCUGUGUAGCAAAAAUAUGCCUAGUAUUUUAACCCUAUAUUUGGCAGUGUAUAUUCCUUAUAUAUGCUUAUUAUUAUGCAUACUGUUUAAUCAUUAUUUGACUAAAUUUGAAUUAGUUUUGGUCAAAUAGAUUUUAAGAU